UAGCACCUCAGGGUUCUGCAACAAGGUGGUUAAUCUUUCCAUGAUAAUAGGCAGCUCUAUGUGGAGGAUGGGCCGCAUUGCCAGGUGAGCGCCCAGGUCCCCCAUGGAACUCCCAGCCAGGUUAGAAUGUGCUUACUUUAUUAGAACAAAACAAUCAUAGUUAACAGAGACUGAUUAAUAUAUAAUUAUAGCUGGUCCCCAAUAUUCUAUUUCUGCCCCUAAUAGUUUCUUUUCGAUUCCAAUUGUGGAUGGCCAGCAACUCCAGGACUACAGACCUGUUUGGUGUUGGGCGGGCGUCUGGGAGCCUGGGCCCCAGCCUGGUUUCCCCUGGAGGGUUGGCGGGUUAGGACUCAAGCAGAUACCAGACCUAUAGAGUGGGCUUUUGCGGACCUCAAAACCCAACCUGAGCCUGGAGAAGCCUUUAGGACCCAGGGGAGCCAUCUCUUCUCCGAGCCAGGCGGUAAUUCCCUGUCCUCCAAGUCCCCAGUGGCGCUCCCCUCCCCCAGCCUGUGUCGCCCUCACAUUCCCAGACACCAGCCAAGGGCCUGGGGCAAAGUUGGCGGCCACCUUCGCGCGGGGAAGUUCCCGCCUCCCCAUCCUGCUCCUCCUCGCUGCCAUCCUCCCCUGGAGUUCCUGGCUGCUGUCUCCCGCUAGCGUGUCGCCGGGCUUAGCAACUCUAGCGACAUGCCACAGGGCGCCCCUUGCCCAACCCGCCCACCGGGCGCGCCCCGCGCGAGUCUUCCCGCACCCUUCCCUCCUGCGGGGGGCCAGAGGGCCGGACUCCGCCCCAGGGUGCUGCCCGGGAGCUCCCCGCCGGCCGGGCCGCCGCCGCUCUAGUACUCGCGGGGCAGCUGGGGGCGCGGGCGGCGAGCGCCGGGCUGGGAGCGGCGGGGUGGGGGGAGAGGGAGGAGAGACGCAGAGGGAAGCGGGGUGGGGUGGGGGAGGAGGAGAGAGCAGGGGAGCCGAGGAUCAAAGGCGGACGCAGCACCGCCCGGCUCCCGCCCGCUCGCUCUUUGGGGAGACAUACCGGGGGCCGCCUGGGCGCCUGAGCCGGGUCACCUUGCCCCGGAGGAGAAAUGGGUUCCAUGAGGCAAGUGUGACCCUGAAGCCCAGCCCUGCAGCCACAGCCCGACACCCCGCUGGGCAGGCGGAGCACCAUGGACGGCAUCGUUGAACAGAAGAACAUGCUGAUGCACAGUAAGAUCACCGAUGCUGGCAAGAGGAAUGGCUUAAUUAACACCAGGAACUUCAUGGCUGAGAGCAGAGAUGGCCUGGUGUCCGUUUACCCAGCACCCCAGUACCAGAACUGCCGGCUGCUGGGCAGUGCAGCAGCAGCCACCCUGGACAGCGGCAGGAGUGAGCCGGUCCAGCAGUUGCUGGACCCCAACACCCUGCAGCAGUCGGUGGAGUCCCACUACCACCCUAACAUCAUCCUCUACUCCGAGGGCAUGCUGCGCUCCUGGGGGGAUGGCGUGGCUGCCGACUGCUGCGAGACCACCUUCAUUGAGGACCGGUCACCCACCAGAGAGAGUCUGGAGUACCCCGAUGGGAAGUUCAUUGACCUCUCAGCUGAUGACAUCAAAAUCCACACCCUCUCCUAUGAUGUGGAGGAGGAAGAGGAAUUUCAGGAUCUGGAGAGCAACUACUCCAGUGAUACAGAGAGCGAGGACAACUUUCUCAUGAUGCCCCCCCGGGACCACCUGGGCCUCAGCGUCUUCUCCAUGCUCUGCUGCUUCUGGCCUUUGGGCAUUGCCGCCUUCUACCUGUCCCACGAGACCAAUAAAGCCGUGGCCAAGGGGGACUUCCACCAGGCCAGCACCAGCUCUCGGCGGGCCCUAUUCCUGGCUGUGCUCUCCAUCACCAUCGGAACUGGCAUCUACGUGGGCGUGGCCGUGGCCCUCAUUGCCUACCUCUCCAAGAACAAUCACCUAUGAGCUUCCUCCGCGCACGAAGGAGAAGAACUCGGGGCCAGUGUUGUGCGCACGCAGAGCGAGCAGGGCUAGCAGGGGAGAAACACCUGUGUGACGCUGUGUAGUAUAAAUUAUUGCCAAACAACUCCAUAACACCCUGAAAUUUUCUACUCAUCGAUUUGUUUUGUUUUUACCCUUUAUUUUCACAACACGUUGUAGAACAGGAGACAGAUGGCACUGCUAACCCUUCCAAGGGGAAGCUCCAAAGAUCCUUACCCUGAGGCUGUGCCUGGAUGGGUUCUGGUGGACUAGCGGCAGUGCAGCUCUCUCGGCAGCCUGCCAGGCCUGGAAAGCCAUAGCACUAGCAAUAUACAAAUAGUAAAACUGUGUUUAUUUUUUAUGGGAUAUGGUGCAAUAGGCAGAAGGCUGGGGACGUGUCACUCUUCUGUCUGUUGCCUUGCUUGACUCCUCUGUCAUUUCCCCAGUCCAUGUACCUUCCCCAUGGAAAGGAAACAGGGCUCAUCAGAAAGACAGACAAAGCUGCUGGCAGGAACCCUGCUCUCCCUGGUCUUCAAUGGGUGCAGCCUAAGAAUGCCAAGUCAGAACACUGUGGGACCUGUCCCCAGGCCCAGUCUUUCCUCCCCGCCCUGCCCCGCGCCCCCCCCCCCACCCCCCCAGCCUAGGCUCAUCCAGCAUCCCUUGUCAUGUCCAAACUUAGCAGCCACCACACAGCAAUCUGCAACCUUGGGCCUCAUUGAUCUAGGGUCGGGGGAGCAGGCCACAGUCUGUCCCGGACUCCUCCCAGAAGGACGCCGAGGUUUGCUCCAGGACCUGCGGACACCAUCUCAGCAUAAAGACAAGCGUUGGCGCUCGCCUUGGUGAUAAGCAGUGGCACUAGUGAUUUUAGGAGGAGAUGAACCUUCUCUGUUGACUAAAUGAAUAGCUAUUUUCUUGUCAUUUUUUAAGUGCAACUACUGCUUCAUGCUGCUUAGUUAUCAGACAAAUGCUGAGAAAUAAUCACAGACAUUUUAAUACCAUUUCACUGCUGUUUCACGAGUGUUCAUUAUUUAACAAAAAUGAUCUUUCAGCUA
Molecule: messenger RNA, 3001 nt
Organism: Myotis daubentonii (Daubenton's bat)
Lineage: Eukaryota; Metazoa; Chordata; Mammalia; Chiroptera; Vespertilionidae
Gene: SYNDIG1
Product: synapse differentiation inducing 1
Biological process (GO): positive regulation of synapse assembly; synaptic vesicle clustering
Cellular component (GO): excitatory synapse; postsynaptic density membrane; intracellular membrane-bounded organelle
Source: RefSeq, a predicted model, not a curated record